GUGAAACCGGGCAGCACCAAGAGACCACGUUUUACAGCGACAACAAACAAACAACAACAACAACAACACCUCGGGUGCAGCCGGGUGGAUGGAGGCGGUUCUAUCCCGAAUCUUCAAGUAUUCACAGAUUUUUAGUUCGUCACGCUUCAUCCUAGGCCAUCACAGCUGUGAGGCAUGUGCUUAGGACCCUUUUCUCAGCAUUCACAGCAUCUACUACGGUUUAGGAUUUGUUUAUAAGAAGUUCCUCGGACCUACAACCACUACAACACACCGGCUCUUUUCCACCAGCGAUAGAACCAACAGAAGCAAGAUGGCCGCUUGCAGCACGAGCCCCGCCAUUGUGAGUCGUAUCAUGCGUCCUGACGAUGCCAACAUCAGCGGGAACGUACACGGUGGGAAUAUCCUGAAAAUGAUAGAGGAGGCAGGGAUUAUCGUCAGUGCACGACACUGUAACCGUUACGCCGGGGAGGAGGGGCGAGAUCCAUGCGCUCCCAGUCUGGUCAGGAUAGAGAGGAUGGACUUCCUGCAGCCAAUGCAUGUGGGUGAAGUUGCCCAGCUUCAGGCAGAUGUGACCUUCACUGGACCACAUUCCCUGGAAGUCCAGGUCCAGGUGUGGGCAGAGAAUGUCCUCAAAGGGAGCAAACGGCUGACCAACAAGGCAACUCUCUGGUACGUUCCCGUUUCUACCGUGGCCAAAACCACGGCCGAGGUGCCGCCCAUGAUCUACCAAUCAGAGCAGGCAAGGGAGGCAGGACAGAAAAGGUACAACUACCAAAAGGCGCACAGGGAAGAGAACGACCACGUGGUGAAUAACGUCCUGGAACAUCGACCAAUGGACUUGGAGGCCGAGCUCCACACCGUACGGUACUCGCAGUCUUCUCUCAUCCACCUGGUGAACCCGUCCGACACCGCCAUCCACGGGUUCGCCACCGGAGGCUGCACGUUGAAGCUGAUGGACGAAGUGGCGGGCAUCACGGCGGCACGGCACGCCAGGAACCGCGUGGUGACGGCAUCCAUCGAGGCGACCAACUUCCACCGCCCGGUACCGAAGGGCAGCCUGAUGCACCUGAUGGGCAGGAUAACCUUCACUAGUGGCAGAACAAUGGAGAUCGAGGUAGCUGUGGAUCUGGAGAAGAUGACCAAUGGGGGAGUGACAAAGGAGCGAGCAGUAACAUCGUUUUUUACAUUUGUGUCACUGGGGGCUGAUGGGAAACCCAUUCCCAUCCCUCCUCUCAAGGUUACAACAGAAGAUGAGAGGUCCAGAUUUGAAGAAGGAAAAGGAAGAUAUGAGAGAAAGAAAGCUGAGAGAGAAGCUGCCAAGAAAAUGGAGACACAGAUCCAUCAAAAUUAGCAGAUCAACUAUAUUAGAGAUUAGUUGUCCAUGUGUCAACCACUUGCAUUGGAAUGUUCUUGUUUUAUGUGUUUGUAGUGCAGUAGCCUGGGUACUAUCCUCAGUAGUCAUUUGUUCGCUAAUGAUAGAUUGAGCCAGCAAUUAUGAAACACAAGAGUCAAGUAGUACAGUCACUCUAGAUCUUGGCUCCUAGGAUUCGAAACCCGCUGUCGCCAGCUUACGAACCCAGCGUACUAACGGCAAGGCUAAAAGGUCUGGACCACAUAUUUAUAUUGUAUGAUUAUGUUCAUAUUUUAGUGCAUAGAUUACAUAGAGUUCAAUCUGCAGUUCUUUGACAAUUUGUUCAUUUUAGUUUUUACAGCUUGAAGCUACAAUAACUGUACAGUAGUUGUGAACUUGAAGUCUGUAAAUGUCUUUAAUGAAAAAUCCAUAUACAAGUUGAGAGAAAGUAGAUUUACAAGUAAAUUUACCAGUGACUUGUGCAAGCCAGAUGUGAAAUGAUAUGUGAUAGCAAAAUGUGAAAUGAUAAUGUUAGGUGUUGUACCUAUAGAUACACAUUGUGUGCUAUCAGUCAAGUUUUUAUGAAGCUUGGUAAUUAUAUGAAAAUGUCUUUCUUCCUCCCCUAUUCAGUACUGACUAGCUUGAUGGUAAUCAAAUGUGCAAUAAAUC
Messenger RNA from Branchiostoma floridae (Florida lancelet), 2020 nucleotides. Its product is annotated as cytosolic acyl coenzyme A thioester hydrolase-like. Gene Ontology annotation, biological process: acyl-CoA metabolic process; palmitic acid biosynthetic process. Gene Ontology annotation, cellular component: cytosol; nucleoplasm; extracellular exosome. The coding region runs from base 311 to 1351 and encodes 346 amino acids. The record is from RefSeq and is a predicted model, not a curated record. Gene Ontology annotation, molecular function: long-chain fatty acyl-CoA binding. The transcript is spliced from 7 exons. NCBI's taxonomy places the organism in Eukaryota, Metazoa, Chordata, Leptocardii, Amphioxiformes, Branchiostomatidae.